Molecule: messenger RNA, 235 nt
Organism: Rhagoletis zephyria (snowberry fruit fly)
Lineage: Eukaryota; Metazoa; Arthropoda; Insecta; Diptera; Tephritidae
Product: zygotic gap protein knirps-like
Biological process (GO): regulation of DNA-templated transcription
Molecular function (GO): sequence-specific DNA binding; DNA-binding transcription factor activity; zinc ion binding
Source: RefSeq, a predicted model, not a curated record
AUGAAUCAAACAUGCAAAGUUUGCGGAGAACCAGCUGCCGGAUUUCACUUUGGCGCAUUCACAUGUGAGGGCUGCAAAUCCUUUUUCGGCCGCUCGUACAACAAUCUGUCCUCGAUUAGCGAAUGCAAGAACAGCGGUAAAUGCGUCAUCGACAAGAAAAAUCGUACCACCUGCAAGGCUUGCCGCCUACGGAAAUGCUACGCAGUGGGCAUGUCGAAGGGUGGUUCCCGCUAUG